AUGGAGGGCAAUUCCGUCACAGCUACAAAUGUGUCUCUUGAGGCGAUAAUAAAUCCAAUCCCUGAUCGGGAGCCUUGCAAGAAGGAAAACGACAAGGAAAUAGAUGCAGUCAAAGAAGCGACUGAUUCAUCUUCACUUAUUGGCGCGAUGGCUUCUACGCAGUGCGGCCCUGAACUCAGUGCUGCACUUAAGUGUUCCCCAGAAAGCGCAGUUCCAGUGUCAACUGAACGCCAGUUGGAAAAAGAAGAACAAAAAAGUGUUGCACUCGAGGCUGUACUCACUACCCUACUUGCGAAAAAGAGCCGAAGAUCCUCUCAACCAAGAAUGCUAACAAGGUCAUUGACGCUGAAGCCCGAAACUUCAACUCUACCGUCCGGAUCUACAAGAAAGAGGCAGACACCCAAUUGUGUACGCCCAGUCAAGCUCUCAAAGGGAGCUGCACCUGCCAAAAACAACCCAGGGGUUUCUAAAGGCAAGCCUCAAGAAAAUAGCCCGCUGUCUACUGGAAGAAGCACGGUGUCAACGCAAAAGUGUAAGACAGAAGGAGGAGCAACUCCCAGGAAACAAGAUCAAGGCACACUGUCAAGCGAAGUCCAGGGGAAGGUGUUGGAAGUUGUGAACAGGACACUUUCAACCAUCGGUGAAAAACUUGAUAGCCAGACAAGGCCCGGCAACAAGCGCCGUAUUAAACGUACUACUCGCUAUGAAGAAUGGGUAGGUGGAGCGUCUCAUUCAGUUAACGGGGCCAAUGCCUCUCUGACUGAUGUUUCCACCCAGCGACUGGGCCUGAAAGGGAAACGCAAAUCCCACAGUGCCGCUGGGGGUGAUGCCCCAAAUGUCAUGAAGCGAAGACGAGCAAACGCUAAGUCUUCAUGCGACAAGAACGCAGCAAAGACCCCCAGAGGGACCUCCAUAAGAGCUCCUCCGCGUGCAACCAAAAGGCCCGCUUUUUGGCUUGACUUGCCAGCGCUGGAAGCAGCUGUGGCAAGCGCUCCACCUCAACCACUUCAAAGCACUGAGAGAGCAAUCGCGAGAGGAAUGGCUGCUGCAGCAGCUUCCCUUGCGUCGCUUGCCCCAAGCACAACGGCGCAGGUAACAAAGUUGAGCAGCAAAGAUCCAGGAGGGGCUCUUUUGCAAGCAGUCCUUAUCACAGCCGUCGGAGACGUGAAUGCCAAGUCAGAAGGAACGGAGGCGGAAAUUCAGGAGGAAUCUGCAAGCACACAAGCCAAAUCUGGACAGUGUUCUGCUGGAGAGGAAGCGGACAAAGGAGAAGGACGCGUUCCUUCUCUUAGUAUUAGACAGGGUGAAGCUGCUUCCUGCUUGAACAGUUCAGCUUCACUUACAGCAGACUGCCCAACAGUGGCUGCCGAGGUUGGGAAGGUUUCCCAAGGAAAUGCAGAAGACGUAAAUGCUGCAGCAGAGACAAACCUAAACCUGCUCCUGGACUUGGUACAUGUACAGCCAGAUAUGGUGAGAAAUUUUCUGCUUGAGCAUGGAAGGAUGCCAUCCGAGCGCGCCCUGAAAACUCCACCGCAGAAAGCCAAUAAGUCGAGGCCCCCGAUUCAGAAUCACCUAGCAGAACAACGCAUACAGCAGUACAUCCGCGAGAAACAAUCGACACCGGUGCGCAAAAAUGCCGAAACCCGGAAUACAACUCAUAAUUUUAUUGAGGGAGCCGAGGCUAAGGCAUUGCUAAAACAGCUCCAAAUGUUACGGGAUGAACUGGAACGACAGCAGCAAAUACAACUGACGAAAAUCCAGGAGAAUUUCGAGGUCGAAUUUAAAGCAUCACUGAUGAGGGAGCUGGCGGCAAUGGCGGUCUUUAGCCAGACGACAUCUGGAAUGCUGUUCGGUGACGACAUAUCGAGUGCAACGACGUUAGAUCAGCGGAAAGCAGAAGAGAACUUGCUCUUUGAGCAGUUUCAGCAAUUAACUUUGAUUGAGAAUAUGGAAAUGCUGAAGACGCUUCGUUACCACCUUAGUAUACGCCCAAGUCAACAAGAACAGCCAAACGUCUUCCCAGCGGUGCGGUCUUCAUUCGUUGCAUCGCGAAGCAGAAGUUCUCCGGAGGGGAGGCGGGUUAACAAGAAGGUCAGAUUCGCUCCUUGUUCUUACAGGUAG
Messenger RNA from Eimeria necatrix, 2121 nucleotides. RefSeq lists its product as hypothetical. Bases 1 to 2121 code for a protein of 706 amino acids. The record is from RefSeq and is a predicted model, not a curated record. The transcript is spliced from 2 exons. NCBI's taxonomy places the organism in Eukaryota, Apicomplexa, Conoidasida, Eucoccidiorida, Eimeriidae.